Molecule: messenger RNA, 1278 nt
Organism: Gastrolobium bilobum
Lineage: Eukaryota; Viridiplantae; Streptophyta; Magnoliopsida; Fabales; Fabaceae
Product: U-box domain-containing protein 5-like
Exons: 4
Coding region: 218-940 (240 amino acids)
Source: RefSeq, a predicted model, not a curated record
UCGAAAAGCCAAACACAUCUUCACACUAAACUGCACAGUGCAUCUUUUUACUGCUUCUCCUUAACAUGUCUAAUGGCUCAACGAAUAUAUUCAGUUCAACUGCAACGUGUCACCUCACCCAUGAUUACCUUUCUUCUUCUCUUUGUUGCUCUUACCCAGUACUGUUGUGGUGAUUCUCUCUGAGUUCAAAUCUAGAGUCAAAUAUACAGAGAUCUGAAUGGCCAGUCACUGCGCUGAAGCGUUGGAGAUUCCAAUUCCCACCCAUUGUAAAGCUAAGGUACACCGUUCAAUAUGCUUAGAGCUUCACGGAUUCAUUGAUAGAAUUUUGCAUAUAAUAUUAGCCAUCGAAUCUGCCAGACCGAAUUGUGCAUUAGCAAUUCAAACGUUAUGCUCAUUGCACUUCACUUCGGAUAAAGCCAAGUCAAUUGUCAAACUCUGUUCCGAGUCCAGUAAACUCUACUUGGCAAUCACAUCGCACAAGAUACUUUCAAGAUGUGAAAAAAUACGAAAUGCUUUUGAGUUGUACUUGGCUCAGAUUCAAAAUACGGUUACAAUACCAUUGGCUGCUAAGAUAUCUUCAAUACUACACGAUCUUAGGGAUACAAAAUUUUCCAUGGAAUUUGCUGAAGACGAGGCUAGGAAAGUAGUACUGGCACUGCUUGACAAGAACUUGCCACCCUCAGCUUCUAUGGAGAAUGCAGAACUUGAAGCUAUUCAAAUUGCAACCUUGAGGUUGGAGAUCAACUCUCCAUUCUCUCUCUUAGUAGAGAAAGCAACUCUUAAGAGGCAACUUGACCAUAUAAAAGGCACACAUCAAAAGGAGAAGGAACUUCUAGAAUACCUUUUAUAUCUGUUAAUCAAAUAUGAGAAAUUCAUUUGGCAGUUUCAAAAUGAAAGCCUCUCCCUCAAACAUGAAUAUGUCAUGACCAAUCCUUUGUGAAUGAAGCAAUACGUGAGAAUCAAGUCAAUGUCUCUAUUAAGACUAAAGUCAGAGAUUUAGGAUUACUAAGUACUUGAGGUUGUCUUGCUUGUACUAUAUUACUGUCCAGUGUCCACAGAAGCUGCUGUGUGACUUGGAAACAAGCAUUUCAAUUUGAGUUUUAGAAUUUAGAACUUGAGAUUAGAUGCAUUUAUUUGUAUUCCUCCAGCCAUAAUAGCUAUUCGGAGGCAAGUUCAUUUAUUAGUAAAAUCAGUAAACAGAAAUGGUGGGCCAAAAAACUUCCCUUUUUUAAAGGAUUUAGGAAUUUUGAGUAACCAGGUAGUGUAACAAACUAAAAA